This is a messenger RNA of Saccoglossus kowalevskii, 862 nucleotides long. RefSeq lists its product as uncharacterized. Lineage: Eukaryota; Metazoa; Hemichordata; Enteropneusta; Harrimaniidae. The record is from RefSeq and is a predicted model, not a curated record.
CGAGUGUGUAUGUAAACAUUUUGAGUUGGUUGUUUACUCUUUGGUAUAUCGCUGUCACGUAGUUGAGGAAUAAGAUUGGUCUGUGGUCGGUCCGAUGAUCCCCGUAUUCCAUAUCACUGAUCAUGCCUAUUUAAUUCGAGACUACUCAACACCUUACAGCGAAAUCACUCCUGUCGUUCGAGCUGCAACAGCAUACUAUGGAGACUGGAAGUUUAGAAGAGUUGGCAGCGAGACGGAAAAGAGUCAUCGCCAACACAAAGAUCUUAAGAACAAUGUCAGAAGAAAAACAGUUUGUUCAAGACGUUGACCAACUGACAGACAGUUUGGUAGUUUUGAAAAAGAAAUUAGAAGAUUAUCGUGAGAAGAAAAGAGUUAUUCGUUCUAAAGCGAAUGGUGUACGCCGUAAAACGACACGUUCCCUUGACGAUGUGUACGUUGAUUUUAUGUUCAGGGCAUCGGCAGCAUGUUUAGUGCUUUAUGUAGCGAUGCAUAUAUUUAGACUUAUUAUGAUCAUCGUCUUUCCACAACUACUUAUGGAAUGCGCUAUUAUUGUCCAAAACGAGACUGAUGUUCAUGAAAUAAGCAGCUUCUCAAUUGCCCAAAAAAUACUGCUGGGCUCACUGUUGUGUGACGAGUGUGGUUUCCAUAACAACGACACGUGUUCCGAUGUACUAUCGGUAUUGAAUGUUUCUGAAGGACAAUGACGUCACAAAAAUAGACAAACGUGCUAGAUAUGAUUACAAUACGUGUCGUGAAGAGUAACUAUCAUUGACACAACGUAUGUACCUACUAGGUUGUCAUAGCAACAAGGCAUAUCCGGUUGAUAAGGCGAAGGAGGCGACUAGUUAGAACAUUGUGUGAU